AUGUAUGCAACCGCAAAGGCAAACAUCGUGCGGGUCUCGUGCAAACUCCAAAAAGUGCCAACCCCAUCGCUGCCGCUGCACCUCCCCUCCUCGCCGCCUGCAUUCUUUCUGUUCCAGUCCCGCUCCUUUCGUACCUUCGCCAAACUCCAAGCUACAAACCCAUCACCUCAGCUUUGCCAAUCGACCGCGGCCAUCUUCCCCAAAUCGUUGUUCCCUGGUUCCACUCCCCGACCCAUCGAAUCCAGUAGGCCGAGGGCCCCUCGCUUUGUCCUCGUCCCCUCCCGCCGGUUCCAGGGUCCUCACCCCGCCAUCACCAUCCUCUCUCGACCGACCGGCAUGCUGUGCUACGUCCAGAUCUUGAGCACCCCCACGGCUGACACGCCUGGGGGGUGCCUCAUGCUGCAUUUCGACAAUCGCCGGUACCUUUUUGGUCGCAUAGCAGAAGGCUCGCAGCGCACCCUGGUCCAGCGCAAGGUGUCGCUCGCAAAGAUUCAAGAUAUCUUCCUUACGGGAUGCAUCAACUGGGAGGCUACCGGUGGCCUGCUCGGCAUGAUCCUUACACUCGCCGACCUCAAGGCCGCGUCCGCCGCCGACAUUGACCUGACCAACGAGAAGCUCCGCAGCAAGGGAAAGAAGGAGAAGGAAAAGGACAAAUCGAUUCCUCCUCAUUUGAAUAUACAUGGCGGGAAGAACCUGGUACACCUGCUCGCCUCUGCUCGCCGUUUCAUUCUUCGGAAGGCCCUCCCUGUCCACACCAGGGAGCUGCAGGUCGACCCCCGCGCCGAGCUGGAAGGGAAGGACGACCCCGACUACGAGGAUGAGAAUAUCCGCGUUUGGUCCAUCCCGUUGUCGAAGGAGAAGCCGACGGCCCGCCCCUCCAGGCAGAGCUCGCCCAAGAAGCAGAAGUUGAGCUCGUCCUCCAACUCGCACGAAAAUCUAGCUGCGGAGGAGGCGGAUCAAAAUAUCAGAGAAGCCGUCGUCAACGACAUGUUCUGUUCCAAGUGGAAACUCGAUACCCUGCGCGAGAUGAGACUUGCGGACGUGCAGUUGCCGGCCAAGAUUUUCGUCAGGAACGCCCAGGGUCAUAUAGAAGCCUACGCCGGCCCCCCGGCAUCCGAGGCUCCUAACACCAAGGUUCUCGUCCGGAUGCCGUGGCCGGCCUCUCAGAUUCCCGAACUCCCGCCCACAAAACCGUCUAAGCAGUCCAUGUGUUAUAUCGUGAAGUGUCAUCCGCGGCGAGGCAAGUUCGACGUCAAUGCGGCUACCAGUCUCGGUGUCCAGAAGACCGAUUUCAAGAAGCUCACCAAGGGCGAAUCCGUGCCCGGGAAAGACGGGUCCGUUGUCACUCCAAAUAUGGUCAUGGGGGACCAGAUUGAAGGUCGCGGUUUUGCCGUUAUCGAUCUCACAUCCCAGGAUCUGAUCGAUGAUCUGCUCAACCGCCAUGAAUGGUCGAAUCCAGAGAUCAUGCAGGGAAUCGAUACCGUUUACUGGAUCCUUUCUGAUGGUAUCACCCUCGAAAGCCCAGGGGUGUCUCAAUUCAUCAAGACGCUGUCAUCAGCCAAACACAUUGUGCUCGGCAGCGCCGUGUGCCCCAACGUCCCGGCCCUCGAGUCCCCUACCUCCCAACUCAUCAAGAUGAACAGUAUCGAUAGAGACAGGUUCCCGCUCCCCGUGUUCGACUCCCAACCGACGUCCGAACUCGGCCAAGAACUAGAAUCUGUCGCCGAGCUUGCCCGCGCAGGUCUCAAAUAUCAGCUUGCUCCGAAACCCUCGUUCCUCACUGACCUUGUCGUCCCACCGAUGGACACUAAAAGGCCCCUCUGGGAGCUGGCAACGUACACCCCGCAGGUCAUGAAGCUAGCCAGGGUUGCCCAAAAAGCAGUUUCCGAAACGGACUUCCUUGCCGAGGUCGAGAGGUUGCAGCAGGACCUGCCGAGCCCGCAGACCGAAAUCGUGCCGCUGGGCACCGGCUCGGCCAUGCCAUCCAAAUACCGCAACGUGUCGGCCACGUUGAUCCGCGUCCCCGGCUGGGGCAACUACAUCCUCGACUGUGGCGAGAACACGCUCGGUCAGCUCCGCCGCGCCUUCGGCUACCAAGCCGCCGAUGACAUCCUCCGGGACCUCCGCGCUAUCUACAUCAGCCACGCCCACGCCGACCACCACCUCGGCACCGUCAAUGUCCUGUCCCGUUGGCGAGAGGUCGCGCCCGAGGGCAACAAGCUGGCGCUUAUCGCCACGCAAAAGUACCAGGACUUCAUCCGCGAGUUCCACCAAGUCCAAGACCUCAGCCCGGAGCGCAUCGUCCCCAUCACCCUCCGCUCCCCGGGCAACCCGAUCCCAGGCCGCCACGCCCAGGCGACCUUCCCCGCCGACUUCGACCCCCAAACCCUACAGCUCCCCCAGAUCGAAUCCUGCUUCGUCGACCACUGCUACGAAGCCACCGCCGUGGUGCUCACCUUCCCCGACACGGGCCUCAAGCUGGCCUACUCGGGCGACUGCCGGCCCUCGCGGCAAUUCGCCGAGCUCGGCCGCGGCGCCCACCUGCUCCUGCACGAGUGCACCUUCGAGGACGAGCUCGGCGGCGACGCCCUCGCCAAGAAGCACUCCACCCUGUCCGAGGCCCUCGACGUCGGCCGCCAGAUGGAGGCCCGCCGCAUCCUCCUCACCCACUUCUCCCAGCGCUACCCCAAGCUGCCCGUCGUGGACGAGAAGGCGCUGGAGACGGAUGGGCGGCACGAUAUGGACGUGCUGUUUGCCUUUGAUAUGAUGCGGGUCAAGCUGGGUGAGUUUAAGCAGGCGGGGUUGUUUUUGCCGGCACUGAGGGACUUGUUGAAGGAGGAGGAGCGCGCGGAUGCUGAGGCGGGGGGUGUAUGA
Messenger RNA from Chaetomium globosum CBS 148.51, 2874 nucleotides. RefSeq lists its product as uncharacterized. Gene Ontology annotation, molecular function: 3'-tRNA processing endoribonuclease activity. Lineage: Eukaryota; Fungi; Ascomycota; Sordariomycetes; Sordariales; Chaetomiaceae. The record is from RefSeq and is a predicted model, not a curated record. Gene Ontology annotation, biological process: mitochondrial tRNA 3'-end processing. Bases 1 to 2874 code for a protein of 957 amino acids. The transcript has a single exon. Gene Ontology annotation, cellular component: mitochondrion.